GCUCGUAGAAAAAGGAAACAGAACCGAUCAUAUGUGGCAAAUCGACGUACUCCACAAGACGGAUUUGAUAUUGUUGAGAUUACGAAGUCUUCGACUAAUACGCGUGCUGUCCUCUAAAUAGAAACUCUUAUUAUUCGAGUGAAAUUAGGUUAUCCGAAUUUUUUUUAAAAUGGCUGGAGAAUCGCUUGCAGCUAUCUUCACUUCUGAAAAAUAUGGAAAUGAUGAAAGUGGUGAUGGGUCUGAGGCAAGCCCAUUUAAAACUAUAUUACAAGCUAUGAAAAAAGCCGGCAAAGAGCCUUUUCCGGUUAUAUAUGUUGAUGGCAAGAAGGAAGGAAUUAAAUUUGAAGAAGCUGCCAAAUCUCAAUUGAAAAAAAUUCAGAAAAUAUGGGUUAGAGAGAACUAUAAACAGCAGGAUAAAUUGAAAAAGGAAGAAGAGGAUGCAGUUAGAAGAGAAAAAAAUUUUGAAGAAGCUAGGAAAAUAACAAUUGAAGAGGAUAAAACACUUCCCGAAGCUAAAAGAAUAAAAAUUGCUCAAGGAAAAAAUAAUAGAGGUCAGCGUAUCAAAAUUUUUGGUUGGGCUCAUCGCAUAAGAAGACAAGGAAAAGGCAUGAUGUUUAUAACUAUCAGAGAUGGAACUGGAUUUCUUCAGAGUAUUUUGACUGAUAAACUGACUCAAACAUAUGAUGCAUUAAUUCUAACAACAGAAUCAUCCAUAGUUCUCUAUGGUGUUCUUAAAGAACUUCCAGAGGGCAAAAGUGCUCCAGGUGGUCAUGAAUUAGUUGUAGAUUAUUGGGAACUUAUUGGUUUAGCUCCAGCAGGUGGGGCUGAUGCCAUUUUAAACGAACAUGCAUUACCUGAUGUUCAAGCUGACAAUCGUCACAUCAUGAUACGAGGAGAGAAUACAGCUAAAGUGUUGAGAAUACGUUCUGUAUUACUUCAAAGUUUUAGAGAACAUUACUUGGAUAGAGGAUAUGCUGAAAUUACUCCCCCUCAUAUUGUCCAAACUCAAGUAGAAGGAGGUUCUACUCUCUUCAAGUUAGAUUAUUUUGGAGAAGAAGCCUACCUUACACAGAGUUCGCAACUUUAUCUUGAAACAUGUUUACCUUCUAUGGGAGAUGUGUUUUGUAUUGCUGAGAGCUUUAGAGCUGAACAAAGCAGAACAAGAAGACAUCUUGCUGAAUAUACUCAUGUUGAAGCCGAGUGUCCAUUUAUUACCUUUGAUGAUCUCCUAGAUCGACUGGAAGAUCUGAUAUGUGAUGUUGUUGACAGAGUUUUGAAAUCUCCUUAUGCUGAUAUUGUGCAUGAAUUGAACCCAAAUUUCAAAGUACCAGAACGUCCAUUUUUAAGAAUGAAUUAUUCUGAUGCCAUCGAAUAUCUCAAAAAGAAUAACAUAACAAAACCAGAUGGUACAUUUUAUGAGUUUGGAGAAGAUAUUCCAGAGAUGCCUGAACGAAAAAUGACAGAUCAAAUUAACAAGCCUAUAAUGUUAUGUCGUUUUCCAGCAAAUAUCAAAUCAUUUUAUAUGAGUAAAUGUCCAGAAGAUCGAAGAUUAACUGAAAGUGUUGAUGUUCUCUUGCCAAAUGUUGGUGAAAUUGUUGGAGGAUCUAUGAGGAUUUAUAAUUUGGAAGAGCUGUUGGAAGGAUACAAACAAGAAGGAAUUGACCCUGCACCAUAUUAUUGGUACACUGAUCAAAGGACUUAUGGAACAUGUCCUCAUGGUGGUUAUGGGCUAGGAUUAGAACGUUUUGUCUGCUGGCUGUUGAAUAGGUACCACAUAAGGGAAGUCUGCUUGUACCCACGAUAUUUAAAUCACUGUAAACCUUAAAAUCCUUUUAAACCAAUACAGUUCUAUGCAUUUAAUCAUUAAAAAAUAAACUGCAUUUGAAAAAGA
Molecule: messenger RNA, 1891 nt
Organism: Harmonia axyridis
Lineage: Eukaryota; Metazoa; Arthropoda; Insecta; Coleoptera; Coccinellidae
Product: asparagine--tRNA ligase, cytoplasmic
Exons: 9
Coding region: 170-1825 (551 amino acids)
Biological process (GO): asparaginyl-tRNA aminoacylation
Cellular component (GO): cytoplasm
Molecular function (GO): nucleic acid binding; asparagine-tRNA ligase activity; ATP binding
Source: RefSeq, a predicted model, not a curated record